Ctenocephalides felis (cat flea) is the source of this 1112-nucleotide messenger RNA. RefSeq names its product methyltransferase-like protein (gene Mettl2). Gene Ontology annotation, molecular function: tRNA (cytidine-N3)-methyltransferase activity. The record is from RefSeq and is a predicted model, not a curated record. The coding region runs from base 159 to 1097 and encodes 312 amino acids. The transcript is spliced from 5 exons. NCBI's taxonomy places the organism in Eukaryota, Metazoa, Arthropoda, Insecta, Siphonaptera, Pulicidae.
GGGCUGUCAAAACUAUUAACCUCUUUGCAAUUUAUUGCAUAGUUUUAUAAGUAUUUUAAUAUAUUGUGUAGCACCAAAAAUGGUCUAGUAUUUUAUUUUAUUUUAUCGAAAUGUAAAAAAUAAAUAGUAUAUUUUUAAAUGCAUUCAGAAAGUUGAUAAUGGAAAGUGAUAAACGAGCACAAUUUGGCAAUAGAUAUUUAGGCAAAGACGAUGAUGUAUUCAGUCAUAACGCUUGGGAUAAUGUUGAGUGGAGCCCUGAACAAGAAGAGGAAGCACGUAAAAAAGUGGAGAAAAUCUCAGAGGUUGUCUUAGAUGCUGCAAAACUUAAUGACUACGAAGAAAAUGCAAAUAAAUAUUGGGAUACUUUUUAUGGAAUUCAUCAAAACAAAUUUUUCAAAGACAGACAUUGGUUAUUUACCGAAUUUCCAGAAUUAGCACCUCAUUAUAAAGAUGUUCCUAAAAGUGUACACGAUAAGCAACCAGAUGACUUGACAAGUGCAAGUGAACAAUUUGAAUCAUGUUCAAUAUUUGAAAUUGGUUGUGGUGUAGGCAAUGCUAUAUUACCAAUUUUGCAAUAUAAUAUAAAUCCUAAAUUAAAAUUGUAUGGGAGUGAUUUUUCUGCAAAGGCUAUUGAUAUUUUGAAAGAACAUGAACAAUUUGAUGCUAAAAGAGCUCAAGUAUUUGUUCUAGAUGCAACAGAGAAAAAUUGGGAUGUACCUUUUGAAAAGAACAGUUUGGAUAUAAUUAUAUUGAUAUUUGUAUUAUCGGCAAUAAAUCCUGAAAAAAUGCAACAUGUUGCAAAUCAGAUAUAUCAUUAUUUAAAACCAGGUGGAAUUAUUGUAUUCAGAGAUUAUGGGCGAUAUGAUUUAGCACAACUAAGAUUUAAACAUGGUCAGUGUUUACAGGAAAAUUUCUAUGUUAGAGGAGAUGGAACAAGGGUAUAUUUUUUCACACAAGAUGAAAUAAGGACCUUAUUUACUACAGCAGGUUUAAUUGAAGAGCAAAAUAUUGUUGACCGAAGACUCCAAGUAAAUCGUGGUAGACAAUUAACAAUGUACAGAGUUUGGUUGCAAGCAAAGUAUAGAAAACCUGUAUAAUGAUAAAAUAUUUUA